AUGGCUCCAUCCAAGUUGUUGUUAUGUUCUUUCUUUCUAGUGAUAUCUUCAUUGUUUUGUGUGGGUUUUGCCCAGAAAACUCCAGGGGCUUCAGGAGCUCAAUUGCCAUGCGUGCAAAAACUGCUUCCAUGCCAACCCUACUUGAAGGAUCCAUCCAAUCCACCAGCCUCAUGCUGCAUUCCCUUGAAGGAACUCGUAGCAAAUGAUAAACAGUGCCUUUGCCAAGUCUUCACCAACCCUGUACUCUUGAAGAGUCUCAAUAUAACACAGCAAGAUGCCAUGCAACUUUCCAAGGCUUGUAAUGCAAAUGCUGAUCCUUCCGAUUGCAAAACUGCGGGUGUACCUCCAACUGCUUCAUCACCACCACCAUCGACAUCUAACAGCUCUUCAAAGGCCAACUCCACAGCCAGCGGUCCUUCCAAGAAUGCCGCUGUUGGCGUGGGAGCCCCUCUUGGAGCGUCUGCAGUCACAGCCCUGCUGCUUUUUCUCGUACUUUCAAGCAUGGGAUGAAUUUGAUUUGUCAUUCAUGCAU
Coffea eugenioides is the source of this 532-nucleotide messenger RNA. RefSeq names its product xylogen-like protein 11. NCBI's taxonomy places the organism in Eukaryota, Viridiplantae, Streptophyta, Magnoliopsida, Gentianales, Rubiaceae. The transcript has 3 exons. The record is from RefSeq and is a predicted model, not a curated record. The coding region runs from base 1 to 510 and encodes 169 amino acids.